Molecule: messenger RNA, 4032 nt
Organism: Haplochromis burtoni (Burton's mouthbrooder)
Lineage: Eukaryota; Metazoa; Chordata; Actinopteri; Cichliformes; Cichlidae
Product: ceramide transfer protein
Exons: 8
Coding region: 717-1619 (300 amino acids)
Biological process (GO): ER to Golgi ceramide transport
Cellular component (GO): Golgi apparatus
Molecular function (GO): phosphatidylinositol-4-phosphate binding
Source: RefSeq, a predicted model, not a curated record
AUAAAAGGUAGUUAUUUUUUUAACUUUCAGCUGUAGUCUGUAUUUUACUUAUUCAUCAGUCCUUAAAUACAAUCAUGGCAACAUUAGAAAGAAUAACUACUGACAUCUAGCGGUGAAUACUUUACACUAAAUACACUUUAAUGCAAGUUAGCUCCGGUGUUGGUCCGCCUGCUGAAAAUGCAAAUCAGAUCGCAUCCAAAGGAAAAAGAGACUGUAACCUGUGUCCAGGCAGCAAGAAAAACAGGAAAAGUCAGUUCCCCGGUCCUUUCCAUGAUCCAGCUAUCCGGAUAAAAGCGGCUACUGUAAACAUGUUAUGAAAUUCAACUCCUACAGUCACUGCUCAGUAAACAUGAAACAAGUGGACAGUUUGAGGUCCUGUAACACUCUCUGUUCAUGUUGACACUGAUUGGCCUGUGCCUUUAAAAGAGCUCCUCAUGUGUGUCCUGAUCUCAGCUGAUCUCGACAAACCAGUUCCUUCCCUCCUCUCUCUCUCUCUCUCUCUCUCUCUCUCUCUCUCUGUGCGUAAAGGUAAGCCGGGAAGCAUUUCCUGUGAGUUAGACUACCUGAGUCAAUCAACCACAAACUUAUCAGUGUUUGGUUAUGUAUGUGAAGUUUAACUGCGGGUGUGUGGGGUAGAGACAUAGAAACAGUCACAGAGCAAACACACGAGGAGCGGGACACACCUACCCACACUUGUUCAGAGAGUAAGUUAGAAAAUGAGUACCGGGACUUCGUUGCACAGUUCACCGAAGCAGUCACGGAAAAGUAAGAAGAAACAGCUGCUGAAGCAGGAGACUCAAAGAUGGAUCCCUGUGCAGACCUGCAGCCAUCCAGUUACAAGCCAGUCAAGGACGGUCUGGAAAGUUCAACUGCCUUCAGCUUCCUCCGGUCAUGAAUAUUCCAGCAUCGGCACACACAGAUUUGCCAACAAGGUGGAGGAAACUGUGCAGAAUCACAUGGCUUACUCCAUCCAGGAGGAGGGUCGAGGUGCCAACUGGCAACUGGUAGCAGAAGAAGGGGCGAUGAAGGUAUACAGGAGGGAAGUGGAGGAGAACGGCAUCGUCCUGGAUCCCCUCAAAGCGACACAUGCUGUGAAGGGGGUAACUGGACAUGAGGUCUGCCACUACUUCUGGGACACUGCAGUCCGAUUGGACUGGGAGACCACCGUUGAAAAUUUCCACGUUGUGGAAAAGCUCUCUGAUAAUGCCGUCAUUGUGUACCAGACGCACAAGACAGUGUGGCCUGUCGCUCAGAGAGAUGUGCUCUUCCUGUCAGUCAUCAGGAUGAUUCCACCGAGAAAUGAAAGUGAACCCGACACAUGGAUCGUCUGCAACAUCUCUGUGGAGCAUGAUGAUGUACCUCUAACAAACCGGUGUGUUCGUGCCAAACUUAAUGUUGCAAUGAUCUGCCAAACGCUGGUUAGUCCACCAGAGGGCGACAAAGAGAUCAGCAGAGACAACAUCUCGUGCAGGGUCAGCUAUGUUGCCAAUGUGAACCCCGGAGGCUGGUUUCCAGCAUCAAUCCUCAGACCUGUGGCCAAGAGAGAGUAUCCCAAGUUCCUCAAACGCUUCAGCUCCUACGUCCAGGAGAAAACCGCCGGGAAGCCCAUCCUUUUCUGAAUUCAACGAGGUAACCAGGACCCCAAGCACAACUUGACUGGCAGCUACAUCUAUAAUUAUAAUUAAUUGAAUUUGUAUAUUUUUGUUUUAUUGGGUUAAUUUAAUUACCAUGCAUACCAUCUUUGACCUUUUAAGUUUAACUAAGUUCAUGAUUUCUUUUCUUUUUUGAGAUUGGAUUGAUUUUAUUGAAGUGAACGAGGUAAGAUCUACAGAAUCUGUAAUUAUUCAGAUGCCCCUCGAGCUUUAAAACAAAAGUAGUUGUUUAUGAUCUUAGCUAGAUCAUGCUGGUCAUGGGCGCUUUUGUAUGUAAGCACAAGAAUUUCAUGAGGUGAUUUUUUUUUUGGGUAAAUUAUUUCGUGCAUUUCUAUUGAAUUAUCCAAUUUCCUGACUUUUUUUUUGGGGGGGGUCUUGCUCUAAUUGGUAGUAUUACAGCUGCUUUUUUCUCAGUUUUUGGUACUGCUAAACUUCACUAAAGGUCAAUUAAACAAACAAAAAAACCCUAAACUGUUAUUUACAGCAAAAGCACUGAUGAGGUGGGAACACUUUCACUUCUUCUCUCCCUCUUGUGACGACUCUUUGCAGUUUAACGGCCUAAAGCUUUGAAAUCUUUAAUAUUGUUAUAAAGUAGCUUUCAGAGAGCACAGUGGACACGGUGUAUUGUACAGAGAAAACUCUAGAUGUCAAAUUAUCACUUGUGACUCUUAAACACUUGAAUUUAAUGACAGAAACAGUCAGAAGAAAUAUAGCUUGGGCGAUGAGGAGCAUUUAACUUUGGUUUGGUGCCUUUUUCAUAUGAUAGUAUUAAAAGGCUUAAACUAAAACCAUACCUCUGAAAAUGGUCGGGUACAAGGAAUGGACGGAAACUGUGUAUUUAAAAUAAAUUAAAAUUGUAUUUUUUAUUUUUUAAUAAAAACAGCCAAUGUCUAAAGAAAAUCUUUGGAAGAGCCCAGAGAGCUAUUUCUGAAAACCACUUUAAAAAAUUACAAGAAAAUCUGGAGGCAAAUGUCACGAAAUGAGGCGUGGCUGCAGACGUUUUGCACAGUGUUGUAGCUACAUGAGCAGAAUGCAUUUAGUGAUUUCAGUUUUGUCUGUAUUUUAAAUAGUUUGUAUAUUUUUAAACUGUAUAUGAGAAAUUUUAUUUGACAGUAAAUGUUUUGCAAUGUUCUGUAAAUUAAAGUUAAUAUACAGCAGAACCGAUCGUAUUCUUUUCCUCACACUGGCGUGACAAUGAAACUGGUUUCUGUGGAAAGCCGCAAUAAUCAGCGUUGGAACAGAAUCAGGUCAUGGCCGUUUCUACGUGGAGUUUACGUGUUACCACCGUGUUUGCAUGCCUAGGGUUUCUGCCCAUACUCUCACUAAAGACCGCCACUUCCUAAACAUCCACAGCUAUGACCUGCAAACGCAUGACAUGAAAUGUUUUGAGCAUUCACAGGCAGACACAGAGUUUAAAUUUUUUAUUUAUAGGAGUCUCUUCUUUAUAUAAAUACGCAUUGUCUAUACAUUCAGCGAUGAAAGUAUAUUUUCAGCAAAUGGUAAAAUAUUGGGAUUUACAUAAUAAAUUAUGGUCUCAACUGACGUGAUCGUGGAGUUCAAACACUUAUAGCUGGAUAUGAUUUUGACGGAGCGGUACUGGACCGCCACCGAGUGUCUCAGAACUUGAACUUAAAGAGGACAUACUUAUUCAGUAUCAAAGGAUAUCCUGAGUAAAAGCAUCUUCAGUCAUGACGCAAACCUCAUGAAACUAGUAGUUCCACAUCAAACAGAAAAAAAAAAUAUCUACAGUGUUGCUUCAUUGUCUUUGUACAUGUAGUGUCAACGACAAAACAAGUGUGCAUUUGAAUAAUAAAGAUUUAAAAAAAAGUGCAUGUUCACACAUCUGUGCUUCUAUCAGGUAGCCCACCCGCCUAAAGCAGUGUCCUUGGAGAAAUCCGUCUUACAGAAAUCAUAACAUGGCAAAAGUGCCUCCUGCUCCGUGCUUCAGACGAGGCCUGGCCGCAGUCUUUGCUCGCUUCACGCUCCUCUCCGGGCGGCACAGUUAGGAAAAAAUGCAGGCCGCUUAAACCGGAUCGCACCUCGGGUUUGGCCUCGGCAGCUUCAGUAUCUAGUCUGUUCACAGGAGUCUUUCCUGGUAGGUGUUGGAUGCGGCUACAAAACCAACUUGUGUCCUUCGUUUGACAACGUGGCGUCCCUCCUCAUUGGGGACAAAGAUGCCACCAUAAAUUCAGUGUAAACAUUUCUCAUUUUAACAGCAACUAAAGCAGUCGCGAAUCGUAAAAGUGUCCUUCAUGUCUUUCUGAACAGCAGGGAAAGAAAAAAACCCAAACCAAACAUCUAAACACAUGAAUGGUUUGCAUCUACCGUCUCCUCAAAUAUGCUGAAGUUGUUUUGUAGGCCUUGAAAACAGUACACACAU